AUGAUUUUGGAGAACUUGGAUCCCUCCACAGAAUACACUAUCAGAUUAUCAAGCAACAAUAUGUAUGGAAGGUCAGAGGGUGUAUUAGUAACACAGAGGACACUGCCUGGCAAGUAUUAAUAUAUCUCAUGUAGGGUCCUCCUUUAAACAAGUUACACUCUUGUGAAUUAGUGGCUUUUUUCGCGCUCUUCUCGUAAAUACAAGAGUAGAGCCUUUUAUUACAAACUUAAAAAAAAAACUUUAAAAAAAAAGUGAAACAAAAAACUGAAACAUGUUUGCGUAAGUCCCCCUUGCAAAAUUUCAUCUGACGGCAGUCUCUUUCUCCCAUAAAAAAAGUCAUUCGCUAGUGGUUGUUUCUGUUUACUGAAGCAUCGCAAACAUUCUUGACCGAAUUAUGUCUGAGAUAUAUCUUAGAUUUCGCUGAGGUUGAACUGAUGAUACAUGUAGAUGGUUCAACUUCCGAGAAUCCAAAAAACUAGUUCGGUGCUUUAAACUUCUACUCGGAAUUGACCACCGUGAAUUUUGUCAAAACUUCAACAUGGUCAUUUAUUCUCAUUAGGCUCCUCGUUAUCAACACAAAACUUCCGAUAAAAUGUUAACAGUUAGCUCCAUAUUGCGUUAAAUUAUUCUGAGAGCACUCUGUUCAUUUCUUUUGGUUCAUUUUUCCAUUUUUCCAGACAGAUUUAUUAGGAAAUUGAUGCUGCAAAUAGUAUUGCCACUGAGCUUAGCAUCUUUAUUUGUUGUGGUCGUUUGCAUCAAGUAUGGACCUAUUAGAAAUUCAAAGCGUGGCAAAGUGUAUUCUGAGGUAAUAAGCCUAAAUUUGUACUUUUAUUUUUUAAUCAGUGAAGUUCAUGAAAAUAUGUGGUUAAUUUUAUAUGAUUCUUUUUUUCCCUCCAGAAUCAGACACCGCUCUCCACUCUUUGCCACUGGGUUGAGAUUCCCAGAACAAAUGUUACACUACAAGAGAAGUUGGGGGAAGGUGCCUUCGGAGAAGUGUACAAAGGAGUGGUGCGCAUGGGCGGACAAGUCAGGGCAUGCGCAAUAAAGACUGUUAAAGGUAAAAAGUAUUAGUGUUCUUACUGAUUAUUCUAAAAAUUGAUCGGUUAAUUUUCUGACUAACUGGUUGAGUUACUUAUUGGCUGACUCCCCGCCGACUUACUGAUACGUUUAUGGAUUGAUUAAUUAACGUGUUUGAAGACAUGUUUAUUUACGGGAUUUGCACCCUUUUGGAACUAAUGAAACAACGAACAUUCUAUUGCAGAGAAUGCCAGAGAAAGGGAAAGGAAAGACUUAAUAAACGAGCUUCAAAUCAUGGUCACAGUUGGUGAUCAUCCCAAUGUCGUAAGCCUUAUUGGAGCUUGCACAAAGUCUGGUAAUUAUUGAAUACGAUAUGUAACUGUCAUGAUUUUAUAAUCCUUAACAUGAACAGUCCCCUCGUCCUUUCGCCUGUCUACCCAUCAGUAUGUUUUAAGUAACUCACUUCCCUUAAAGUUUUGCCUCUCUAACGAGCUACCUUUGAUGGAAUACCUAGGGUCAAUUUUAGUGAUUGUUCGUCUGGCUCCAAAUGGCUGCUUGUUGAACCAACUGAAGAACAGAGAAAAUCCAUACGAAGAUGAUACGGAAAGACAAGUCGGUUUCACACGCGUCGACAAAGUGAGGAUUGCAAGAGACGUGGCCUGUGGAAUGUCUCACCUCGCCAGCAAAAAGGUGGUUAAAAAAUGAAACAAAGAAUACCUUCACUUUCAAUCGACAGGCCUACCUACUUAUCAUUAAUAUCAUUACAUUAUCAUUCUGAAUUUAUCUCGCAGUGUGUUCAUCGAGACCUCGCGGCAAGAAACGUGCUUCUUGGCGACAGGAAUGUCGCCAUGGUUUCUGAUUUCGGCAUGUCACGUGAUGUGUACGAGAGUGGUGAAUACGAAACUCUUUGCCGGGUAUGGCUAUUCCCUUUAUUUGUUAGAAUGACUGGGAGGGAGGGGUUAUGCAACUUCAAAGAACUCACACUUUAUUGAUUUGAGAUGUUUCCCUUCCCUCCUCCACACAAACUUAUCAUUGUUUUCGGUCAGUGUCGUCAAAAUCUACAACUAUGCAACUAUAAGUGUUUGUGGUGUAGUAGUAUCAAUUGAAGCGCCAGUUAAGUUUUCCUAACGUGUACUGUGAUCAUUCUAAACAUGCCAGUUCUUCUGUCCAACAGGGAAUGUUACCAGUUCGUUGGAUGGCUCUUGAGUCUCUGGAGGAUUUCGUGUACAAUACAAAGACAGACGUGUACGUUAUAAAUAAAAGAAAUUGCGUGAACGCUAGUGCAUUUCGUCAUCAAUUUGCGCAAGUUAUAUUUUUAAAUUUAUUGCAUUGCGUGAACCGAAGGCAAGUUAAAUCUGAAAAGCUUUCAAACCAUCAUGAAAGACCCUUACUCUCGAAAUGCGCGCGUAGUUGAUUCAAUUUCUUGUUUAUCAUAAUUGUUUUCAGUAGCAUCACCUUCAUAUGCUACCUUGUUGAUCGCUGGUGAUCGUUACUCAUUUUAUUGGGAUCUUCCUGAGUGAUCUGAAAAUUCCAAUACAUUCUCUGCCAAUUGGUCGUUUUACAUAAUAAUUUGGGCGGAUAUACCGAGCUCAAAGUUCUCGUAGCAAUUAGCGAUCAGCAUGUCUAAUUUAGAGAGAGUGGAACACGGAUAUCCUGUACUGCAUUCUAUGGCCUGUUUUUACAUUCCUAAUUGACCAUUACAACCGAGUUCCUCUUUUGAAUAUGUGAUAAGCUUUAGAAAACUGCAGGGAACUGUGGUAACCUAAUUCCACGCUUCCUGGAAAAAAAAAGUCAAAACUAAAAAAAAAAACCGCUGGAAACGUAUCUAAUUGUUUCCAUUGCCUUGAGAAACUGUAAUGACCAAGUUGAAGAUUAAUUUUCGGAGUUCUCAUCUCUUUUCAUUUUGAAAUUUCUACUGAGAAAUCAAAUGAAGAUGAUGAAAAAUUUCUUGUUUUUUUUUUUGCUGACAGGUGGUCGUUUGGAGUUUUAUUGUGGGAGAUCGAAUCUAGAGGUAUAGUUGUAACUUGAACUGAACAACUACUGGGUUAUCUUUGUUAUUAGUGCUUUCUGAACGUUAUGUAGAGUAUCCUAAUGUUUGAGAUUGAAACAAAUAUAGUCCGCCUUUUUUUUAAGGUAAAAUGCCGUAUACCGGUCUUAUAGCCAGGGAAAUUGUCGAAUUCUUGAGGAAAGGAAAAAAAUUAUCAAAGCCGGAAGGAUGCCCGAAUGAAAUGUAAGAGGUCGUUGAUGGAAUGAAAGUAAGUUCUGUCAUAAUGGUUCAGCUCCAAGAGCUGGCUGACUAGACUUUUUAUUUUCCUUACCCAGUUAUGAUUUGAUGAGGUCUUGCUGGAAUCUGGAUCCGGCUGAACGUCCUUCAUUUGCACAUCUUUUGACGCGUCUUGAGGAAGAACUUACUAAAAACAAAGAGGUAAACAUUUUGCAUCCAUGAUCGGUAGAGCAAAAAACCGUUAACAUUUUAUAUCCAUUUGGGGCCAAACGAAUAAUCACUAAUUCUGACCCAAAAAUUUACGAGAAUCGUUAAAUAUUUAAGUCGUGAAGCAAAAAUUGCCGUUGAAUGUCAAAUUGUCUGUGCUGCAUAAUUGGGAAGGACGAGACCGAAGAGAAAACUACACGUAGGACAUUAAUAAACAGUUGGUAUUCUAACAAGGAUCAAUAUUAAAAGAAAGUUACCAAUCUUGGUGCAAGCUCCAAGAUUGGUUUACUAACUGUGACCAAGAUUGCAAGCUCCCGUCUCUCUGUUUCACAUUUGCCAAAAUAAAAAAUUAUACAAUUUACUGAUAAUAAAAGCAUUCAUGACCAGUAGAGCUUAGUAUCGUUUAUUUAGUAAAAGGAAAUAAAUAAGGAACAUUCUCUUUUCCUUUAUUUGAUACAUAAGCUGACAACCGGCUUGUUUUAUUUUUUUACUUAUAGGAUGUCCAGGAGGAUAUUUGAACCGUAGUUCAAGGGUAGUCUACAUUUCACGCAGACUAUUUACAACUACUAGGCUUAUCCCUUUGAGGAUACACUGAAGGAAUAAUUUUAAAACUAAUUAGUCCGCGUUUUCAUAAACAUUGUCAUGAAACAUUAUAUUUGUGAAUACUGUGUUUGGUAUUUCGCGCAAAAUUAUUUACAUAGUUUCGUGAAAGUAUAUGCCUCCAUUGCGUAAACGUUAUAUGAAAAGGUCGCCAAAAGAUAUUGUAACGAGCAGAGGGAGAGAUCAGAGCCACGAUUGUUUGAAGAAGUGACGUUUGAACUGUAAUUAACCGGGAACUGAAGGACUGAUAGAUACAAAUUGUAAGUAUUAUCGUUUUGCGCCCUCGCGUUCGCAAACGUAUGCUACUGUAACUUUUUUUCCUAUAAUUUUUAUAAUUUCAGUUGACUGUGUACAUAUAGAUAUAUGUUCGAUCAGAUCGGAUAG
Molecule: messenger RNA, 4432 nt
Organism: Pocillopora meandrina
Lineage: Eukaryota; Metazoa; Cnidaria; Anthozoa; Scleractinia; Pocilloporidae
Source: the annotation of a GenBank genome assembly